UCUCGCCUCUCUAGUUGAAUUCAAAUUUUUGAUCGAAUUCAAACUAUGUUUCAAACCAGUUUUAAAACAAAGAGGAAAAGAAUUUAAAAGAAAACCCCUAACCCUCUAAACCUGGGCCUUUCUCUGGCCUCUUCUCCUUCCCUCCUCGGUGGCCUUUAUCCCUUCUCCAUCUGGCCCAACUUCCUCUGGCCCGUACCCCUUCAGGAGCCCGGCUCCUUCUCCCUCUUCUUUUAUCGUCGUCUUCUCCCCAAACCAGAGAGAGCACGCACGAGGCGUGACCCUCCCGUGGCUCACGUCACCCACCACCGCACCACAGUACCUGCUCCCUUCCCCUUCUUAAAUCCCCCUGGAAACCCUAGCCCUUCUCCCACCCUCGCGCCGCCAUCUUCCUCCUCUUCUUCCCAUCUUACUCCUCUCUCUGUGAACAAAACGAAGGGAAAAAAACCCCACAGUACCUCCUCCACCCACCAUGGCGCCGCCGCUGCAGGUCGCCCCUCGCCAAGCUAAAGCCACCGAAAGAAGCGGCUCGUCUUCCUCUCCAUCCUCCCCAAAGGAAUCGACCGGGGGCUCGCUACUUCACCGGCAAAUUCGCCGUUUCUUCUUCAACUCCGGCGACCGAAUUCUUCGAUUCCGGCCGCCCUCGUCCCCCUCCGACCAUACCAAGCCCGCCUUCAUCUUCCUGGUACCCGACGCCGACGCCGCUCCGGUGCCUCCCCGGCUCCAAGUCCUUCAUGGCUGGAGUCCCCAUGCUCUUCCGCAUCGAACGUGCCCGCUCUCGACGCCCCUCGUUUCCUACUUCGUGAGAUCGACAUCAGACCAGGACCUCACGCCAUGGCCGCCAUGGACAUGUUCCAACCUGUCUGUUUCCUCUACAGCAUACGCAGGCCUGAACCCCUUCGGGACCGUGUCGUUUCGCACUACACGCACCAACCAGCACGUGCAGUUGGUUAUCUGCUUGUUCCUACACUAUGCGACCAAGGAUCAAUUCACAGCCUGGGCGAAUAAACACAUCUUUUUGCAAUAAAUCCCCUCUGCCUCAGUCGCACCUAAUGGACCUCAGCCCAAUAGGCCGCCAGUCCGAUCUCGCCCAGCACAGCAUGUAGCAACCCCCUUUCGGCCCAGAUCCCAUCUCCAGUUCUUAUUCUAUAUAGUCAAAUACAAAUCUGUUUCUACUUUGUCAAUGCAAAUUCAAAUGCAAAUAUUUCAUAUAUGAAUUUUGAUCAGAAAAAUGUAAGGAACAUGAAUAUGCCAUCCAUUCAUCUGGUUGCACCUCGCAUCAUGUCGCGCGUUGAUAGUCGUGCAUGUUCACCUAACAUAUAUGCGGAGUAUUUCGGAUACCGACUAUGGUUUCCCCGCUCCGUUUAACUUUGAAGUAGC
This is a messenger RNA of Lolium perenne, 1377 nucleotides long. Lineage: Eukaryota; Viridiplantae; Streptophyta; Magnoliopsida; Poales; Poaceae. The record is from RefSeq and is a predicted model, not a curated record.